Momordica charantia (bitter melon) is the source of this 1455-nucleotide messenger RNA. RefSeq lists its product as uncharacterized. The record is from RefSeq and is a predicted model, not a curated record. Lineage: Eukaryota; Viridiplantae; Streptophyta; Magnoliopsida; Cucurbitales; Cucurbitaceae.
UUCUCAUGAUAACCAAAGGGCAAUGGUUCCUUGUGAAUCGGUGAUUCGGCGUUCUCCGUCGCCAUUUCCGAAACAGAUCACGAAAGCUUGUCAAACCUCGUAGUGCUUACUUCGAUGGGGGAAUCAGAGGACUGGAAGUCUGAAAUUUUUUCCCGUUAUAGCAAUGGGGAAAGUCUGUAUCUGUUGCAAUCUCUUGCACGUUACGUUUGAUAUCUUUUUCUGGUUCUAAGAGGUUUCACGUCUACGUUUUUGUUUGAAGUUAGCCCUCGGAGUUAUACUGAUUUAUGUAUAUGUAUGUAUGUAUGCGUAUAUAUUGCAUCAAACAGUCCGUAUCAGUGGUUUAGGAUAACAUCAGGUAGAAAGAAAUGGUGAGAGUUGCUUCUGAUGGAGGAAUUGGACGUCGUCUACCGCAGUGGAUGCUGGGAGCUCGAGCUGAUGACCAAGUACCACGACCUAAUGAUGUAGAUAACAAGAAGGAGCAUCUAGAUGAACAACUUGACUUUCUGGCCUCCCUAACUAAGGAAGCAGAUUCGGUUUGGUGUCCUCCGAAAUCUGUGUUGCGCCCAGAGACAGAAAUUUUGGUGGAAGAUUUGUGCGUCCCAGAGUGUGAAUCUAAGAAAAGAAAGGGAAGGAAGAGAAAUUCAAGUAAAAUUGACAAGGCUGAGAAUACUGAUGACCCUGAGGUAGUCCCAGCAAAGAAAUCAAAUAGACUUGGAAGGAAGCCGCUGGAUUCUUCUUUGAAAAAAAGAAAAAGGCUGAAGAAAUCGGGCUCUGGAAGUAAUUUAGAUGUCGAAGUCCAACUUCAGGGUGAUGAUGAUACAGAAUUGACAGUGGAAGAUCUGAUGGUCAUUGCAAAAGAGUAUGUUGAAGCUGAUGAGGAUAGGGCUGGUAAACACAAAUUAUAUGGAGAACCUGAAUCUAGUAGCUUAAAUCAAACAACGAGCUACACCAGGAAUCAAUCAGACGGAUCUUUUAUUACUAAUAACGACAGUGAGCAGAGUUCAUUGAACUUUAAACCUGCAGUUUCUUGUGAUUCAACUGUAAUUUCAGAUUGUGAAAAGGUUGAUGUAGGUGUCAGGAGAACAGGAGAUCCUGCAAAGGACAUGCUGGAUUUAUUUCUGGGUCCUUUGCUUAAGAAGUCCUCAGACAACGAGCAAUCCAAAUUUGUUACAAAGGACAUACAAUUUGCUUGUGACUUGAAAAGUCAAAGUCAAAGUCAAAGGCAUAAUGAUAAUGUUGGAGAAGUGGUCUCAGUAAUGAAGAAGAAGAGCAGCUUGAAAGAUAAGGAACAUUGGACUACAAGGUGGCUGAUCUGAUCCCUACAGCUGUUUCGUCUUAACUGAUAUCAUCCAGAUGAUGUAUCUGAGGUGAAGUGUCUAUAAGGUGAAGGCUGUCUGUAACUCCCGAUACGAGACUGAUUCGAAGGGCAGAGGAAGUACGCUAUCGAGUAUCUUU